AUGAAAAUCAUCAGUUGGAAUUGUAGAGGGUUAGAGAAUCCCUCUACAUCUCGAGCCUUUCUAAGGCUCGCACACUUGGAAAAUCCUAAUGUGGUAUUCCUUAUGGAGACAAGACUCAAAACAAUUGAAGUAGAAGGUUUUAUAUUAAAAUGCAAUUUCAACAAUGGUUUUGGUGAGGAUUGUAAUGUACAAGGAAAGGAUAGAGCUAGGGGGCUUGCGCUUAUGUGGAGGGACACAAUUGAUAUUUCGAUUAUCUCUUACUCCCUGAAUCACGUAGGGGGAAAUUUUGUUGAUGAAUUUAGUGGUGGUAUUGUCGCGUUUGUAGGUUUCUAUGGCCACCUCGAGGAUCACAAAAAAAAAGACUUUCUUGGCAGUUGUUGA
Molecule: messenger RNA, 381 nt
Organism: Lathyrus sativus (Indian pea)
Lineage: Eukaryota; Viridiplantae; Streptophyta; Magnoliopsida; Fabales; Fabaceae
Source: the annotation of a GenBank genome assembly